Molecule: messenger RNA, 3521 nt
Organism: Xenopus laevis (African clawed frog)
Lineage: Eukaryota; Metazoa; Chordata; Amphibia; Anura; Pipidae
Exons: 15
Coding region: 172-1995 (607 amino acids)
Source: RefSeq, a predicted model, not a curated record
UUUCUCGGGGAGACAAGGAUUUUCUGAAACCAAAUGAAAUUACACCUGCAAGCAUUCACUUAAAGUAAUCUGUGGAACAAGUAAUUACAGACUAUGUCAUGAAAAGAAAUUGCCUCAGAAUAAGAACAGAGAGCCUACUGUAAUUGUUGCUUUGGGACAAAGAUUUUCAGCAUGAAUUUAUUUGACCCAACAAGUCCCUCAUAUCAGAGAAAUAAUUGCAGAUAUAACACAAGAGAGGCAGACAGUGGUUUCCUAAGUUUAAACAGCAGUGCAUCCACCAGCUUGUAUGCGUCUCAGAGUAAAACUGCCCAGUGGUCUCCAAACUGCCUGCUUUUAGGGGAUGCUUUGACCUACAAGCUAUUAAGAUCUGAGAAUAGAAGAGUGGCUCUGGAUGAAAGCCUCAGACGAGCAUAUAGUGCUUUGGAGCAUCAGAGGAGGUUUUUACAGGAUCACAACUAUGGCCUGCAAACCAAUGACACAAGAAUUGAGACACUUCUUCAGAGACAAAAGUUUUUGGAAUCCAAAAUUUCAAACCUUCAAACUAAAAACAUCUACUGCAAUGAUGCAAUACAGAAUCAAAUGAAUGAUAAAGAGGAUCAGGAUUUUCAAAAACAGUUCUUAACCAGUCAAGAAAGCCAAAACAGCAGAAUUACUGCUCUGGAAAGAGAAAUUAAUAACAUAAAGAAACUGACAAACUAUGUUCCGAUAAAGACGAAUAAUGAUUCCUUACGAUUUGGACGGUGGGCAGAACAAAAAGAUUAUAUGAAAGAGAUGCAAGAGAAUUUGAGACAAUAUGCUGAAGAGAUGGCAACUAAAUGCAAUAAUGCAGAGCAAGAAAAGGAUGCCCUGGAGCUCCAAAUAACAUCACUGCACUCAGGUCUCCUUCAAGCCAAAAUGGAUUCUAAAGGAUUACAAAAAGAAUGUGUAAAGCUUCAAUCUCAGCUGUUGGCCAACAGAAAUAUAAAUGAGAGUCUUCAUCUUGAAGUGUCUUCUCUGAAGCAGCUUAUGCAGAAACUGGAGAACUCUAUUAAAGGUUCCGAAUGUGAAAAUAAAUCACUUAAUCUGCAAGUUCAAAAUCUGGAAAGAGAAAAGCAGUGUUUGUUAUCCCAAAAAGAAAUGCUGUUUGGAAUACUUCAGAGAAGCAAAACAGGCAAAACACAUUCUGCUGACAACCAGAGUAAAAGAACCAAUGGGGAGAUUCUGAUUCCAGCAAAUAAAGAAAGAGUUUCAAGGGAAGACACAAAUGUGAACACAUUUGCUUCUGGAUCUAUGGAAUCAUUUAUAGAAAAUUCAUCACAAAGCUCAUCAAGGACAAGUUCUAAGAAAUCAAAGAGGUUGAAACAAAAUAGGGAUAUCCACUCUGGCAAAGGGAAUAUGAAUAAUGGAGUUUCAUGGAACACUGACCUCAGCACUCCCAGAAGCAUGGCAUGCCAAAAGUUGGAGAACAUACUACAGGCUGAACAUGAAUCUUCUUCACAAAGUGAGGUGUAUUGUUGCAGACCUGACCAAAUCAGUAUAUUAAGUAAGGGAUCAGAAGAGAAUAUGAGGUUCAUUGCUGCAUGUCACCAACAUCUGGCAGACUUAUUGCUACAGUUAGAAUGUCUUCUUAAAAGCAACACAAGAUUGAAUAAAGAAAAGGCUGAAAUAGUGAAAUAUCUGUUGGGCAUGUUAAAGGAACUAAAGGAUGCAAAAAAUGUGACUGAAAAAAGUAGAAAGGAUGUUGAGGAACUGCUUACUGAGCACAUCACAUGGAGAACAGACUGCCUGAAGAGAGACAAUCAGAUCACUGCAGUUGUAAUUGAACUGAAGCACUUAAAACAAGCUUAUCAUGGAAUUAUUAAGCAUUCUGAUGACCCAGAUGACAAGAAAGCCAUUUUGUGGAUUAGCAGAGUGCAGGCAAUAAAGGAUUCUCUUAAAAACCUUGCAAUUCAGGAGCAGAAGACUAAAGAUAUGAAAGACUGCCUAUUGAGGAAUAACAUUAAAUCUGAGGAAUAAAAACAAUGUGACUGAAUUUUUAAAGAAUACUGUAUUUUACUUAUGAUUGAGAACAUUAGUCUGUAUAGCCUUUUUUUUAGUAAGUUGUAUUGCUCGCAAUUCUCUUAAUGGUAAACAAGUACAAUUUUUCAUAUGCCUAGGCCAGGAACAGCAGCCUAAAGGACAGUAGGAAAUAUAUCACAUUUAUUAAAAACAUAUGUAUAUAUUAAUCAAUAGCUAAGGUUGAAUAAGUCUAGCCUUAAGGUUUGCAUGUCACUAUGCUACCAUUGUGUUUGUUGUACAAUAAAAUGCUGUAGUUAAUUACUAGACUAUUGCUAAAGCCAUGGGUGUAACAACUACUAUAAAGCACUCGCAGGUGCACAAAUAUGCAUACUGCGAAAUAGACAACUCCAUUUUAUAACUGUUACUGGGUGUUACAGGAAUGUACUUCAGUGGCAACUAGUUGCAUUUGCUUGCUCAACAAUCCCUCAAAGAACAAACUGACAAGGCUGUAGGGUCACUUCUGGAACUGGUCAUAAUAAGGAAGAGGCCUUAUAGACAUGACAACUUGUCAGGCCAUUUAUAAGCUGCCCCCCUGCUGCAUAGACUGGAGUUAGAUAAGUAUAAACUCAGUUGAAAGUAUUAUUUCCUAGCAGCCAAUCUUUGUCGAUUCUUGCAGUAGACACCCGCUGCAAGCUUAAUGCUCAAAUAAAUAUUACUUUAAGCAACUGUCACUGACAGGCAAGGGAUCAGCAUGCGCACAGAACAGAUGCCAAACCAGUACUAGGUCAGAAUCUGAUUGCAAAUAUGCCCUGUUCAGUUCAUGGGAACUUGGUGAUGAGGACAACUAGGAGUCCUUGUAGCCGGGUGAUUAGAAUAAAAAUAAACAGAAAAGUAACCACAUAGUAGUCCUUAAUCACUGCAGCAGGGACAGAUUGGCCUGACAGUAACAGAUAUCUAAUAAAGUGAGAGAAUUCAGGGUUACUGAAAGUAAAGUGAUAGUGAUAUACUCUAGCUUAACAUAAAAGCGCAUAUAUGUACUUAUCCAGUAGGAAUUACUCUUUGCAAAGGUGCACCUGCCUUACUUUGCUUCCCCCAGCACCAUUAAUAACCUGUAUUUAACAUUGACACAGCUUCAAGAAGAGGGUCUUGCAAUUGUUGUUAUGCAUGGGGCAAAAUCUCUAUAGGCUGGAGGGGAAAAAAGUGUCCCAGACUAGCUAGAAUUAUCCUUGCCCAGUCAAUUGUUUGUCUUUUUUUUAUUAUACUAUGUUGGUGAUUGAGUCAGUGAGUGGAAGCUAAGACCGGAGGCAAAUUAUAUCCUCCCUUUCCUAUCUCUGUUAUGUCUGUCACCAACCUUGUAAUCCAAUAUUGCAAAUAUAUUGCCUAGGCAUGAUCUAUCUAAAUUAGCAAACAUUUAUGUUUUGUCUCCUGUAUAAAGGUUAGGUGUUACAUUUGCAGUUAUAAAAAUAGACAUACAUUUCACAACCUUUCAUUUCAUUUGUAAUACAGGUAUAGGAUCCCUUAUCCGGAAACCCAAUAUCCAGAAA